Messenger RNA from Porites lobata, 6170 nucleotides. NCBI's taxonomy places the organism in Eukaryota, Metazoa, Cnidaria, Anthozoa, Scleractinia, Poritidae. The record is from the annotation of a GenBank genome assembly.
ACACUAGAAUGGACUCUUCCUCUUUACGAAGUGUAUAAUACAGAAAUCAACUGGCCCCGUGUAGAAAAUGAAGCGCUUCGCUUCCACUACCAGCAACUGAACGUUCAAGUUCACGCCGUCCAACAAGAAAACGAGCAAAAAAUAGAAAAAAUACAAAAUGGCAACGUUUUUACAACAGCAAGAAACAACUUUGGCAACUUUUAAAGUCGGCGAGAAAUGAAAAACGACAAAAAAUCAAGAAACUGGUAAUUCAAUCAUUACCUGCUCUGGAUGAGUUCAAGCCAGUGGAGGUAAGCUGAUGUCCUUUUCUUCUGUUCAGAUAUAAUAAGUUAAAGAUAUAUUUUUGCAUUAAGAACGGAGGAAGAAUUCCACAGACUUGUUCUUUCAUAACCUCAGGUACACAUAUCAAAAUGUGCCUUUGAAAUCAAAUUUUGGUUAAAAAGUAUCCUCUACCAAAAGAUCCUGCAAGACAAGUAGCACUGGUGUAAAAACGGUUUGCUUUGGUUCAGAUUAAAUUUGACGUUCAGGGUCAAGAGGUAAUCAUUCCUCUGUCAGAAGAAGACAGCAGUGAAGAGCUGGAGCCCACAUCAUGUGAAACUACCAAGAGAGUGCUGGUAGCGAAAGACAGUGGUCUGAUAUCAGAUGAGGCGUAUCAUGAGUUAAGAAUGUCCUUGCCAGAAGACCAGCGUUUUGCCUUACCACCGUUCAGUGCUGUAAAACAAGAAAGAAACAAGCAGAAUGAAAUUGUUAAUAUUAAAUCAAUACCUGAAGUAUAUUCUAAUUAUCUUCUUUAAAUACAAGUGCUAGGAUCUUUCUGUGGUCUUUAUGUAAUACAGGGUUUAAAAAACCAUAAAUUGGGGUUUCAGUACACAAGAUUAAUGUAGAAACAGAAAAAUAAUGAUCAUUUCUUAAACAAACAAAAAACAUGUAUUUUCAUGGUUUAUUUCUAACUAGCAUGAAAAAAAAAUUAAAAAACCGUUCUCAUUUCCAGGCUAAAAAUGGAGAUGGAGCAAGGCGCAGCAUUAAAGAGGUUUUGGAACAGCUCCUGACCAUUUUAAGAGUCAAAAAAGCAGUCCAGUCAAAUGGUAAUAUGAUCAGCCUCCGUUUUGCAGCUGAUGGAAGAAGAACAAGCAACAAAAUUGGUACGGUGAAGGCUGAAUUCAGCCUAAUUGAGGAAAAGGAAAAUGAUUGUGACCACCAGUACUGUGUUGCUUUGUGCAAUAGUAAGUUGUACCUCAGUUUUGUGGACUGUAAGGGGGCUGGUGUUACAUGCAUCACUGAUGCAUAUUUGUAUAUUAAGCAAACUGCAAAAAUGACAUGAUCGGACACUGACAGUUUAAAAUAUUGCUAUUUACACACUAUUAGCCCCGAAAGCAGGGGUGUGCUCUGAGGAAAAUUGAAGGGUGUCUACAUGAGGCAUGUAAAGUGAACAAAAUCAAUUUUCCCCUGACAUUACCGGUACAUAAUGAAGUGAAAAGGUUAUGAGACCUAACAAAAUGAUCACCAAAAAAAGUGCUUUGAUCUUUUAUAAUUAACUCUCUUAUCAGCUACUUCUUUAAGGACAUGUCUGAAAAUCAUUCUAAAGAACUUGUAUUUGUAUUCCUACAGGAAACAAGGACUACAAGGAAGCAAAGGCAUGUCUGGGACCAAUUUUAGAUCAAAUUGACAAUCUCCACGUCAACGGCGCUGAAGUUGACGGUGUUCACUAUUCAGUGAUUUGUUAAGUACAAUACAGGUACAAUGAAGCAGCCACUCUUUAUUUCCACAUUGGCUACAGUCAACUCCCGAUAACUCAAACAUUCUAGGUAAAUUGUCUUUUAGUGUUAGCGUCAGGUUUAAGUUAUCGAGGGCUUGAGUUACCGAGGGUAAAAUUACAGUUAAUGUAUAAAGGAAAUCCAGGGGAAAUCGACUUUGGUUAGAGUUAGCGUGAGGUUUGAGUUAGUGAGGGUUUGGGUUAUUGGGAGCCAACUGUACUCUUAAUGUAAUAUGACUAUUUUAUUGUAAUAUGACCAUUAAAAAUAAAACAAAUUUAAGUAAAUCAUAUCACCAGCCUUUUAGCUUAACCAAGUAAGCACAUCAUACAGUGCUUGUGUUAUGUUGAUAUUAUCUGUUGACCAGAAAUUAAUUUAUGUUUCAUUUUUUGUCUUGUCUGGUAGGUACUGCUGCUCAGAUUGGAAAUUUUUGGCAAUGGUGUAUGGGUAGAAUUCUACCACUGCUUCUGCAUAUGGUGCUAUUGUACCAAGGCAAAAAUUGCCGACUUCACUAGUGAGUUGAAAGAAAUAUACAUACACUGCUAUUACCAUCAGAAAUAGUGUAUUCUUUUUAAAGAUAACCAUGUAUAACAUUUUCUGAACAAAAAACAAAUAACUUACCAAUAUUUGAAAAAGGGCUAAUAUAGCGAUAGCGACCAUGUAUAUUAUAUUUUGUUGUCGUAAUUACUUUUAGUACAAGACUGGCCAAUUGAGAGAACCAUAGAGGCCUGCAGAAGGCAGCAUACUGGAAAACGUUUAGACCAGCGAAGAGGUUUAGUGCAUGAACCCCUGCAGCCAAUUCAAUUUGAACGAGUCAUCAUUGAAACUCUACACCUGUUCCUUCGAAUAAUGGGACUUCUCUUUCACCAGGUGAUCAUAUUUCUAUGUUUAAAAACUUGACCACUUGAAUGACUCUUAUAAAAUGGUAUGACAGGCUUAUGACUAUUUAAUGUUUAUUUACAAAAAAAUCUAAUUUAAAAAUUCAAUACUUAACCAAGAUUAUAUUCUUCAACAAUUUUUCAAGGUGGUUGAGCUUGUUAUCAACAAGAAAGGAAAAGAAGUUCUGGAAAAGCAGUUGGAAGACAUUGGUGUACCCUUCAAAUUCUUUGAAGUGCAACAAGAAGAUGGGCCUUCCCAAACACAAUGGACAAGACUUAAUGGUAAUAAUCCAAGAGCCUUUAUUCAUUAAGGGCUUCUAAUAUCAUGCAAUGAUGCAAUUUCACACAAUUGGCCUAAAAUCACAUCCAAUCACACAAUUUGAGGAAUAAUCACAUAAUUGGUAAAAAAUUGUUCAAUUCAUGAUAAGUAAAGAAUGGUUUAUUUAACUUUCAAUAAACAUUUUUUUUUUUCAAAGAAAAUGAUAUUACAAAGAAAAUACAACGUCAAGGACAAAAAAUGAAAAAUAAUUGGCUAGUUCUACAGUAAAUACAUUGUAGUUAGUAUGAAAUUGUGCAUUUUGACAUUAAGAUUAUUUCAAAUAAAAAAAGGCUGCUGUAUUACUAUUAAUAAACUCAACAACUCACAUUUUAGGUAAAGACCUCCGUAACAUUCUUUACAACUUGGAUCUGAAGCCAGUCUUUGAGGGAAUAGUGACAGAGCGCACGCUUACCUACAAAAAAUGUGAAAAAGUUAUGGAAGGUAAUGAAAAAUUCAUGCUACUUGAGUCCACAAUUUUAAAUGACAUAAUUAUUUUGUCAGUGAUAAACAUAUCUAUAUUCACUUUUCCUUCGCACUUACAAGUAUUUUGCAUUUAGGGAUUUGAUGAGCUCGUGACAGCACUUGAGGCGGAGCCAGGCCAAGAAUGCUACAAACCACCUGACCUGUUCAGGGAGCAAGCACGAAAAUGGGCCAUGUUCUUCCGAGUUGUCCAUUUUGAUGAGGUACAACAUUAUUUAUUAUUCUGGAAGCCCCCUAAAUUUUAACAUGGUUCACUUGUCCCAACACUACGAAAAUUAAUGUUCACUAUCUUGUCGUCUCAACAUAAUCUUGUCUCAUAAUUCAAUAUUUUAUUAUUGAGAACAAUGUAUUGAUACAGUGUGUAUAAUAAUUUUAUUUUUACUGUUUUUCCACUACAGGAUAUACCACCUUAUAUACAUGGUAAGCUAAACACUUCUGGACUUAUUGACUUAAUUGAAAUCAACGGGUGCCGAUAGCUAACUCAAGGAUUAAGUAUUUUAGAGAUUAAAGCUGAUAGUGAACUUGCAAUUACUUUUACAAGUCUACUGGUAUUACUUUAGUCUGUCAAAACAUGGGUCACACCAUGCAAGAUGUCUCUCACAAGGCAACGGCUUUUUUGCUGAUUUUAGUUGGACCCAAUGAGAUAUUACUAUAAAAACAUAUGCGAUAGGGCUGAAAGGUGAUCGAAAUUCUGCAUGUCCCAGCGCCCAAAAUUACUAUUGUUGUUCCUAUGCUUUGUAUGCUAUGUCAUCACAGAUAAUACUUACUUUAACUCCUGUCACCUAAACGAUGUCCUUGACUUUCAAACAUAUGCUUGCUUGUUAUUUUCUGCAGCUCUGGUGUACCAUGUUCCACAGUUUCUGGAAAGAUGUGGCUCCAUUUCUAUUUUCAAUUGUCAGCCAGUUGAAAAGAAGAACCACGAGAAAUCGCGAAUGUUCCAUCGAGCAACACAAAAAGGAGGGAGAAACUCGCACUAAACAAGGCGAGUUAUGGAAAAGGAGAACAGGAAAAUUUUUGCAAGUGUAAACGAUUUGUAUCGAACCAAGCGUAUGUAUCAGAAGACAUACAACGAUGAAGACAGGAAUGAAAGUGCAGGCAGCAUAAGAAUGUAUGACAUUAAUGAUAUUGAAGAAGGUUGAGGUUUAUUUACCAAGACAUAUACUGACAAUAAUUUACAAAGUGAAAUGAUUCUACAAAAGAGUUGUUCAAACAGGAUUCAAAGCACUUAACUACAGUUAUGUAACAAGAAAGUUCCCGAAACAAUGUUAUAUUUGCUUUCAAAAAACAAACACACCAAGUAGAUAUAUUUUAAAAGUAUUGUAUAUAUUCUAGGGUCUAAGUUCUUUGUAGGUUCUUAACAGUACUUUUACAAACAACACAGCAAGCUAGUUUUUAUAUUAAGGUCAAUUGCUAAAAACUCAGUUUGCUACAAAAUAUAUUUCAACAAAGUUCAUAAAAAGAGUUUAUAAUAUAUUUUUUAAUAUCUGCUUGAGCAAAGUCUGAUUCACAGAUUAAUACAGCUGAAAAAAUUAGUUUAUAGCAGUCAAGGAAAAACAUUAAGUAAAUGAAAAACAAUAUACUCUUACUGCUGAUUCAAGUUUUUUUGAGAAAAAUAUUUUUACCUCAUGUUUCAGAUUAUAUAUGAAAGAUAACAGUGGAAAAAUGUAGCUUAAUUAAGAUAUUUAAUAUUAAGUUAGCUUCAGCAAAAUAAAAUCUUGUGUACAAAGCCCAUGUGAAUACUCAAAUAGUCUAUCGCGAAAAGGUUUGUGGUUAUAGACCGUAUUAAGGAACAAAUUUACUUUUUUAUUUAAGUUAUUUUAUAAAAGAACAACGAACAUGGUACAUUUUAUGUUAAGCUUUAGGGAUAAAUAAAAUAAAAGGUGGGUUCAAAUAUGAAAAGCACAAGAGGCAGCUGGAUGCGAGUUUUGUCUUAAAAUCGCCGCAAGUUUGAACCCUGCAUGUUUUUUCUCUUGGCCUAGUACGCAUGCGUUUACACUUUCUUCGAGGGAGCCCUAAGUCACCAAGGUUACUAGAGAGGGGAAGGGACUCUUUUUUUCUCUCGUUUUACAGCAUUAAAUCAGCUUCCCUCUUUCGAUUUACAAGGUAUUUUACAAUCAAGUUUAUUGUGAAGAAAUCUUGACCGGAGAAAAAUGUCCAGCUUUGCCUUGCUAUACUGAGGAUCAAAAGAAAAAACUUGAAUGCCCGUGCCUGGAAAUUCUUAUCUUUGCCUACAACGGCAAUAAACUCAACAAGUUGAGUACUUGAGUUUCAGAUUCACAAUUUCAACAUGCUUCUGGACCAGAACUUAAAUAGGAAUGCUUAACCUUAAAAGCUUUCACAAGGUUUCAUACAACAAUGCAUGAACACAACUUAUGUUUAUACACUUAUAUUCUUGGUGGUCGUGUUUGUGUAACCUUAUCCAGGAGGAUGUAAGCCACUAAAGAAGCCUUGGAAUUAUAUUUAAGAAAGUUUGUUAAGCGGAGGUGUGUAUACCAUUUAAUAAAAGAGGAUUUAUCUCCAUUAUCUGGCCAGACUGCUGGAAGAAGAGCUAAACUAACAAAAACAGCAAUGAAGAAUGAAUCUCCAAAAGAGGCAGCCCCUACAUAUUUGUGUAAGAGAUGCAGCAUGUUAGGACAAUGGGCAAAGAAUUACACAAAUUCAUCAUUCACCACAGGAAUAGCUUGCAAAGCAGGAAUGCUACAAAUGUGGAAUAAAGGGCCAUUUAUCUGCAGAAUGUUCUAA